AUGACUCCCACGGGGACACCUUCGCCUGCUGAUCUGGCUAAAAUUCAACGAUGGAAUCAAAACGCCAUUCCCUCGGUAGAUGCGUGUAUUCAUGACCUGAUCAAACAACAAUACCAGAAUCGCCCUGCGUCAACAGCAGUAUGCGCCUGGGAUGGUGACUUCACCUACGGAGAUCUGGAUCUGCGUUCUGCACAGCUUGCAAACCAUCUCCAGGCAAAGGGAACUGUUCCGGAAACCAAGAUUGCUCUCUAUCUACGUCGGUCGCGAUGGUCACCAGUGCUCAUUCUGGCGGUACUCCGGGCGGGCGGCGCAUUUGUGCUGCUAGACCCGUCGCAUCCACUGGAUCGCUUGAAGGGCAUGUGCGCAGAUACAAAUGCGACUAUGGUACUCUGUUUCAAAGAGGAUACAGAAACUGCAGGACAACUAAACGUGCCUGUCUGUGUCAUUGAUCUCAACAGUGAGGAGGCCAUUUGGCAGCACGAACCUAACGAGGUCAACUCUACCGUGCAAUUCACAAACAUCGCGUACGUCGCAUUUACUUCAGGGUCUACUGGCAAACCCAAAGGAAUUCAGAUCGAGCAUGGCCAGUACUGUAGCUCGGCUGCCGCCCAUGCGAAGGCCUGGUCUAUUGGUGCAGAGUCACGGGUUUUCCAAUUUGCAUCGUACGCCUUCGAUGGAUCGAUCAUGGAGAUGUUGACAACAUUGAUGGAGGGGGGAUGCGUGUGUAUUCCCGGUGAAGAGGAUCGGCAAAAUCGGCUUGUGCAGGCUUUUACUAGCUUCCAGGCCAAUUUUAUUUGUUUGACGCCCUCGGUUCUUAAAUCCCUCCACCCUCGGGAUCUACCAACAUUGAAGAAUCUUCUUGUUACUGGGGAGCUUACGCCGCAGCAAGAACUAGAUCGGUGGGCGGAUCAGGUUCAGAUGACAAUCACCUACGGACCAACUGAAUGCUCUGUCGCGUGUGCUGUUCAGGAGCAUGUAUCCAAACUCUCAGAUCCGAGAAACCUAGGGCGACCAAUGGGAUGUCAUCUCUGGCUCGUUGAUCCCAGCGAUAUCAAUCGCUUGGUGCCCGUAGGAGAAGUCGGUGAAAUCUGUAUUGAAGGACCCAUAGUCGGUCGCGGAUAUCUGAACGCGCCCGAUCAAACCCGUGCCACCUUUUUCCGUGAUCUGCCAUGGCUAUCAAUGACCCAAAGACUUCACAGUCGGGUCUACAAGACAGGUGACCUUGGACGAUACAACGAGGAUGGAUCGAUCCAUCUACUUGGUCGCAAGGAUUCGCAAGUCAAGAUUAGAGGACAACGCAUUGAGCUGGGAGAGAUCGAAGUUCAGCUGUCUAGUAAGCUUCAACACGCUCGCGACGUCAUCGUUGAUGUGGUGCAACACGCUGAAGGAGACGCGCUUGUGGUGGCAUUUCUCCAUACUCCCUCUGAAAGCCACAGUCAAGGACUAUUACCACCAAGCGAUACCUUCUCCAAUUCUUGUUGCAAAUUGAGAGAGGACGUCAAGGCCUCGCUGCCGGGAUACAUGAUUCCUACUCUCUUUCUCCCAAUCGCUGCUAUGCCUCUAACAGCCACUGGAAAGAUUGAUCGCCAUUACUUGCGGUCCCUUGUGCAGGGCUUAUCGGUCGAUGCGCUAGAUGGCUACAUUGGUAACCGGGACAAGCGCAGCCCAUCGACUGAGCGUGAGCAGCGGCUACAUGGAGCUGUGGCUCAGGCAUUAGCAAUUUCUCCUGAACGGAUUGGAAUGGAUGACGACUUCUUCGCGCUCGGAGGGAACUCACUCACUGCCAUGAAGCUCGUCAGCCUUGGUCGAGAAAGCGGCCUCUGGUUCACCGUGGUCGACAUAUUCGCUUAUUCGCAGCUAUCAAGGCUCAUUUCUGUCAUUGAAGAUACAGCCCCCGAGGCUCAGGUCCAGCUCGUAGAGCCAAGCCCUUUUGCUCUCGUACCAGGGAUUGAGGACACUGAAUCAUUUGUACGCGACAUUAUUGCUCCACAGCUGCCAUUUACUCGACCAGAGGAGAUUGUCGACAUUCUUCCUGCCACCGACAUGCAGUUCUAUGUUGAACGCUUCCCUCCACACUACCCUCUUAUACGACUACACGGGAAGAUUGACCCAUUGAGAAUCAAAAUGGCAUGUGAUCAGCUGGUCCAACGCCACGCUGUUCUCCGGACAGUGUUUGCUUCUCAUAAUGAUCAAUUGUUACAAGUUGUUCUGGGCAAAGCGGAUCUUCUCUUCCAGUACUUUGAGACCGACAUGGCCAUCUCUGCAUUCGAAGAAGCAUUUUGCAAAUAUGAUGGGACCGUGAAGGUCCCCACGAGUGUCUUGGGACUCUCUUUUGUGCUUGUAUCUCGAAGUGAGACAGAACAUAGCCUAAUUAUUCGCCUUCCAUUGCCAUUGUGUGAUGGCGAGUCAUGGAUUCUCCUUCUCCAGGACUGGAUGGCAAUAUAUGAGGCUCAAUGUCCCCUUCCAGCACCACUUCCCUUUGCUGCGUGGGCAUCUCAAUAUAUCGCCCAGCAAAAUGAAACGACUUACGCAUUCUGGCGCCAAAUUUUGCAUGGUUCUUCCAUGACACACCUAUGCGAUGCGACCAUUGAUCUUCCUGAGGAAGAUUUCAUUUUCUCGAUGCAAAACAUCCCUCUUUUCCCUCCUCCCGGGGCCAUCACGCGCGCGACGCUCGUAAAAUUAGCCUGGGCAUUGACACUUGCAAAGUAUACCGGGAAAACCGAUGUGGUUUUCGGACAACUUGUCCACGGUCGGGCCCACGCACAUGCUGGCGAGGAGCGAAUUGCUGGUCACCUGGCCAAGAUCAUUCCUGUGCGGGUGGCCAACUGCCAGGAUACCGAGACUGAGCUGCCAGGUCUUUUAGACCAGGUGCAGAGACAACACCUAGAGACCAUGGCACACGACCUGAUUGACUUCCAGAACCUGGUAGACCACUGCACCUCAUGGCCACGGGACACACAAUAUGGAACUUAUAUCCUGCAUCAAGACAAUGAAUAUCUGGGGGAAACGCCGAGUAUGGGCGGUGUGAAGGUCAGCACCAGCAUGGCUUACAAUCCUCUGAUUUCGAAGGCAGUGCGGGAGUUCGUCUUGGUUUCCACUCCAAAGGGGCAAGAGCAUGAGUUGCAGAUUUGUACGACAAGUGUCUACGUGGAUCAGAAGAGGGCGGAUGAUAUGCUCGCGACGAUGGUUGAGAAAAUGAGCCUUUUGGCUUCUCUGGCCUGA
Molecule: messenger RNA, 3222 nt
Organism: Penicillium maclennaniae
Lineage: Eukaryota; Fungi; Ascomycota; Eurotiomycetes; Eurotiales; Aspergillaceae
Exons: 1
Coding region: 1-3222 (1073 amino acids)
Biological process (GO): amino acid activation for nonribosomal peptide biosynthetic process; secondary metabolite biosynthetic process
Cellular component (GO): cytoplasm
Molecular function (GO): catalytic activity; phosphopantetheine binding
Source: RefSeq, a predicted model, not a curated record